GGGUUUGAGCUAUAAUCAACUCACCGGGUCACUUCCAGCCUGGCUUGGAAACCUGCCGCACUUGCAAGUUCUAUAUACCGAUGGCACCAACCUCACUUGUCCUGCUAACACCCGCAGCUGCAGCCAAACCCAUUACGCCCUUCUGCCAAAUACGUCCUUCUGUCAAUAUUGUGCUUCCUUCUGUUUUGCAUGCCGGCAGUCAACAGGACCAACAUCUAGCAACAGAAGCAGCAACAGCAACAGCAGCAGCAGCAGCAAUAACAGCAGCAGCAGCCGCAGCAGCAGCAGCAACAGUAGCAGCAGUAGUGGCAGUGAUUCUUCUUCUCCAGCAGCAUCUGGAGGUGGAGGGGGUGUACCAGUGGGAGCCAUCGUUGGCAUUGCUGUUGCCGCUGUGGUAGUUCUCCUCCUGCUUCUGGCUGCCGUACUGCUUUGCUUCAGGCAACAAACGAAGCGAAAUUUGAAAGGCAUGGGCACCAGCCUGGCAGCGUCACACUGCACGGAGUUCUCCCUGGACGAGAUCCAGCAAAUGGCAGACAAGAACCAUCCCAACAUUGUGCGACUGUUAGGGUUUGCAGUUGGAGGGGACGUCAGGUCUAAAAUCGAGCAGGUCUUGAUCUACGAGUUUGUGCCCAACGGUGACCUCGACAGCUUCGCUGUGCUCAUGCUUGUAGUGGUCACUGGUCGCCCUCCACUCUCUGAAGAUGCUGGGGACACCAAGCAGAUCAUGCCAUGGGCAUCCGAGUGCCUGUCCUCGGGCGACAUAGGGAGCCUCAAGCACCCCACCAUGGACGCCCCCGGGGAUGUGUUGCUGCGCUUAACUGAGCUGGCAGUCAGUUGCACCGUGGAGCGCACUGCAAGCCGCCCAACCAUGGCGCACAUUGCCGACGAGCUGCAAGCUGUCAGGGAGGAGGUGGCGGGUAAAGAUGAGCUUAGCGCUGCCGUUAAGGUGGAUGAGCAGGUCCAGGAGAUGAAAGAUGCUUUUGGGGGAGUGGAUCUCGAGGCACAACUCCAGUUGAUUGGGGAAGAUGGCAGCUUCAUCACUCAACACCCAGUCUAG
Messenger RNA from Closterium sp. NIES-65, 1057 nucleotides. The record is from the annotation of a GenBank genome assembly. NCBI's taxonomy places the organism in Eukaryota, Viridiplantae, Streptophyta, Zygnematophyceae, Desmidiales, Closteriaceae.